AUGGCCUCUUCACACGCGCGGACGUCCUCACAAAAACUCCACUUGGGAUCCACGGCGGCGAUAACAUUGUUCAUUCUCACACACUCGCUCUCGGUCACCCACGACCCGAGAUAUGGGAUUCACAGGCCCACGGAUGUGGUGGAGCGCUUUGAGGAUGUGCCAGAAUGCAUGGAGUACUUCUAUAAAGAAAAGGUGCCAGAGUGGGGGGCUUCUAUACCCGGUGCGUCCCGCCUCUGUCAGCGCUUCAGCAACAGAUAUCACUUUGCCACGCUGUACGACACGAUCCAUCGCAUCGCCGUCUACGCCGCCUAUCACUUCCAGCCCAGCAAUGGCGGAGGCAGGGAGGGAAGGUGGUUUGUGGAGCCUCAGCUGGUGAACAUGUCCUGGCAAGCAGAGAUGAAGGAUGGCUACUGGCUGGGGAGGGACUACCCUGGGGUCUACCAAGGAGAGAGACAGGCCCUGAACGAGGACUACACACACUCUGGCUUCGACCGCGGUCACCUCAACCCCAACGGACACCACGCAGUCCCCAGCCGCAACGCCACUUUCACCCUCACCAACGUGGUGCCCCAGAACCCCAAGCUGAACCAGAACGCCUGGAGGAUCCACGAGUCCCAGCUCACCAACCUGUUCCGGGCCCAGUGCUCUAAGGCCUUCGUGCUGGUCGGCGCCGUCCCCUCUGCAGACAACUGGAUUGUGAAGAACAACGUGAAGCGCGUCAACAUCCCGGACUACCUGUGGAACGCCCACUGCUGCGUGGACAACAACGGCAGACCUGUUCUGAGUGGCGCCGCCACGGCGAGGAACACGGAGAACAACUGGGUGGAGAAGCUCUCACUGGAUGAACUGGGAGAAUUCCUCCAGCAGUUCUCCGAUCAGCCAGUAGGGGAGCUGUUUUACAAAAACUGCAGGGCGUAA
This is a messenger RNA of Cyclopterus lumpus (lumpfish), 918 nucleotides long. Its product is annotated as endonuclease domain-containing 1 protein. Gene Ontology annotation, molecular function: nucleic acid binding; metal ion binding; hydrolase activity. The transcript has 6 exons. Lineage: Eukaryota; Metazoa; Chordata; Actinopteri; Perciformes; Cyclopteridae. The record is from RefSeq and is a predicted model, not a curated record. The coding region runs from base 1 to 918 and encodes 305 amino acids.